CGCAGAAAGUGAGGCACGAAAUCGCUUCGACAGCGCGAUGGCGAAAGGUAGGAAGGAGGAGGGAUGAGAUCUGGAAAGAUCAGCUUCGACUGCCUCGCAUCGCGCACGGGCACAUCUGUGUUGUGUGUGUGUGUGUGUGUGGUGGUGUGUGUCGUACCCCAGGCGACAAGCGCAAGGGUGCGAAGCGGUCUCUUGACCCGGCGACUCGUGACUACACGAUCCACGUGCGGAAGCUGAUCCACGGCGUGGCCUUCAAGAAGAGGGCACCCAGGGCCGUCCGGGAGAUCAAACAGUUCGCCAAGAAGGUCAUGAACACUAAGGUACGCACCUCAGCAACCGUGUGAGCCACCCACCCUCCCUCCCUCUCGCCGCGCCGCAACGACGUGUCCUGGUGUGUUGUGUGCGCCGUCUGUGUGUUUGUGUGGUUGUGUUGUGUUGUGUGCAGGAUGUGCGUAUCGACACCAAAUUGAACAAGCACAUCUGGAGCAAGGGCAUCAGGAACCUCCCCCGCCGCAUCCGGGUCCGCAUGUCCCGCAAGCGCAACGAGGACGAGGACGCCAAGGAGAAGAUGUUCACACUCGUGCAGCACGUACCCGUCGAGAGCUUCAAGGGACUGCAGACGGAAAACGUCCAGGAAGAGGGAUAGAUAGAUAGCCUCACACACAACACACUGCGCCCAUGGACGGAGGGAGGAGCUGUCCCAUGCCUUGCUGGACGGACGGACGGC
Vitrella brassicaformis is the source of this 727-nucleotide messenger RNA. NCBI's taxonomy places the organism in Eukaryota, Vitrellaceae. The record is from the annotation of a GenBank genome assembly.